This is a messenger RNA of Hemiscyllium ocellatum (epaulette shark), 3064 nucleotides long. RefSeq names its product leishmanolysin-like (metallopeptidase M8 family) (gene lmln). The transcript has 17 exons. Gene Ontology annotation, biological process: proteolysis; cell adhesion. NCBI's taxonomy places the organism in Eukaryota, Metazoa, Chordata, Chondrichthyes, Orectolobiformes, Hemiscylliidae. Gene Ontology annotation, molecular function: metalloendopeptidase activity. Gene Ontology annotation, cellular component: membrane; cytoplasm. The record is from RefSeq and is a predicted model, not a curated record. The coding region runs from base 1 to 1992 and encodes 663 amino acids.
AUGGCGGCCGUUGUCGCACCGUGUGCGGGACUGAGGAGCUGGGCGUUUUACAUCAUUACCGGCAUCAUCUGCACUGUCAUUGAAAACACGACCUGCUCCACAUGUAAACACAGAGUACCCGAUCGGAGAGAGGUGAUAUAUCAAGUAUAUAUAGAACCAAGUCGAAUUACCAGAAGGAGUAUUGAUCAGCAUCUAAGAAUAAAAAUUGUGUACGAUUUAAGCAUUGAAUAUUUACCCACGGAUAAAAAACAUUUAGUUAAGAAUAAACUGUUCCCAAAAGCAAUUAAAUAUUUACAAGAAACAUUCCAAGUUCGUAAAGUUGUUGGUCCAAUUCUGCUUAACAGGCCAUGUGCAACCAAUCAGUACUUAAGAAAGAAGGAUGACCCACAUAUGUAUUGUCAAGGUGCCUGUGCUGCCAUUACAAGAUGCGGCCCGGUAGUUGUUCCAGAAGAACAUUUACAGCAAUGUAGGGUGUGUAGUGAAAAUGGAAAAUCCUGUGGGUCUGCAGGGUUAACCGAUGGUCCAGGUGUCACAGAUGCUGACUUUUUGCUUUAUGUGAGUGCACUGACUACAGAACGUUGUGGACAAGAGGAUAUUGUAGCCUAUGCAGCAUACUGUCAGCUGGAAGCUGAAUUGGACAGGCCUAUUGCAGGAUAUGCAAACCUAUGUCCAGGUAUGAUUCCCACUGAGCCACAAGAGUUCAAGGGCAUGUUGUCAACUGUGAAGCAUGAAAUUGUCCAUGCUUUGGGCUUCUCUGCAGGACUUUUUGCUUUCUACCGUGAUGAUGAGGGAAAACCUUUAACUGCAAGAAAGGCAAAUGGUCUUCCAUCUUUUAAUGAAUCGCUUGGAUUGUAUCAGUGGAGUGACAAAGUUGCACGCAAGGCAUCAAGGUUAUGGGAUAUAAGGGGAAACAAAAAACUUAAUCAUGAGGUCCUCCUCCUUGUAACUCCACGUGUUGUUAAAGAAGCUCAGAACCACUUUAACUGCCCAAGUCUCGAAGGAAUGGAACUUGAGAAUCAAGGUGGAAUGGGUACUGAACUGAAUCACUGGGAAAAGAGAUUGCUGGAGAAUGAAGCAAUGACAGGAUCUCACACACAAAACAGAGUUUUCUCCAGGUUAACCUUGGCAGCUUUAGAAGAUACAGGAUGGUACAAAGCCAAUUAUAGUAUGGCAGAGAGACUGGAAUGGGGUGAAGGCAUGGGCUGUGACUUUGUAAUGAAAAGCUGCAAGUACUGGAUUGACCAACAGCGGAAGGUGAAUAAGAAUAUAACUCCAUAUUGUGACACACUAAGGACAUCUCCAUUACGGUUAACAUGUCGGCAGGAUCAGAAGGCUGUAGCAGUCUGUAAUUUAGAGAAGUUCCCAGCACAUCUACCAUCAGAGUAUCAGUAUUUUGACUACCUUGAUGGUGUACCAGAAGGAGAGCUGCAGUACUAUGGCGGAUCAGUGGAAAUAGCUGACUACUGCCCUUUUAGUCAGGAGUUCAGUUGGUAUAUAAGUGGUGAAUUCCAGCGUGGCUCUGAUUGCAGAAUCUCUCAAAAUCAACCAGAGCCUUCUCGAAACUAUGGUGCUGAAGAAUAUGGACCAACCUCUGUCUGCCUUGCUCAGAAAUCUCGUUUUGUAAUGCAGCAAUGCAACAAGAGUCCAGGCUCUCCAGACUGGGGUAGUGGAUGUUAUAGAGUUUCCUGUACAAUUGAGGGACUAAUCGUCUGGGUUUCUGAUAAGUUCUAUUUAUGCAGUCGAACAGGGCAGGUACUUUCUAUUAACGUUGUGAUGAAUGACUGGGUCUACACGGGAAGCCUGGUAUGUCCAUCUUGUUUUGACUUCUGCAGUACAUGUCCACCAGAGCGUGAUCCGCCGUUAAGUAAUUUCACAAGGAUAAUUCCAAUAGAUCCCUGCUCCAGGUCAUCAGGACUGGUGGUUACUCUUUGGUUGCUCGUGGCUAACUUCCUCCCACUGGUCGUAGGCUUCUUCCUCUGUGUAUGGAAUUAACUCCAUUAAAGGAUGUACUAAGGUUGUACAGUUUGAACACUGCCACAGCUAAGCAUCAUUUUGCAAAAGGAUACAUUAGGUGCUUUUACCGAAAAGACUGAACCCUUUUUUUUGUGAUACGUACAAGGAUUGACUGUAACAUUUAAUCUCAGUUGAUUAAACACUCCAAGAAACUACGGCUAUGUCAAAUGACAAGGGUGCUACUACUAUACUUUGUACAUUGAACGAUACUGAACUACCUCGAAGAUAUUUCAUAGUAAAAUGAGCUAAAUGCAGUCCCUUCUUUGAUCCCUUGUAUAUGCACAUUGAUUUUUCAGAGUUUGAAUGUUAUAUGUAAAUGGUAAUGACUUGCACAGAUCGUCAAAUAGGAUUCACAAGCAUGUCAAUCCGUCACUAUUUGCACUUAUGUUGCUUGGUUUGCAGUUCGUGCCUCAGCUUUAUCAGAAAAAGCAAUCCUGCACAAUUGUAAAUGAUUAGUAGAACUUCUAUAAUAAUGAUUAUGUGAGCAUCAAAAAUUUGUUUUAAUAAUUGUUCUGUUCUCGGCCAAGAAGUUUGCCUUGGAUGUCAUGUAUAGCAAUAAGUAAUGGAGCACACUGUUGUCCAUCUUGUAAUCCUUUCCUGUUUGCUGGUUCUUUAAUCAGAUGUUAAGAUGUCAAUAAUUCUGGGGACCAUAGAAGCUGGAUUUGUAACAUGGAUUAAAAUAAAAUAUUGAAGACAAGUGGACAACAGUUCCACUUUUCCUUUAUGCUGUCCUAAUGGCUCAGUAGAUUUUAAAAAUUGAAGCACUGAUUAGAUCUCAAGUUGAGCUGGGUGGAGUUGUAGCACUCCCCAAGAUUGAAUUAAUGCUUAUAGGAAGACCUGAGAGUAGAGUGUGGUCACUUGAGUAACUUAUGGGUGCCUAGCCCCUUUGACCCAGUAGGAAAUUUGGCACUUUUAAAGAAGGAGAAAAAUCUGGUGAAAAGCUUUUAGUUUUGUCAACUUAUAGUUUUAUUUAAAUUUAAAUUAAACCAUGUAAAUUAUUUGUACAAUAGAUCUGUAUUGUGAUCAUUUAAUGGUACAAUUUAAUUGUAGA